Knipowitschia caucasica is the source of this 2049-nucleotide messenger RNA. The record is from the annotation of a GenBank genome assembly. Lineage: Eukaryota; Metazoa; Chordata; Actinopteri; Gobiiformes; Gobiidae.
AUGCUCGGAAGUCCGUCCAAUAACGGCGGCGACAGGAUGCUGGCUCCCCCGGCUCCAAACGAUGAGAGGCGGGUGGAGUUCGUCGCGCUGACGGCUGUUCACACCGAGAGGAGCGAGCCGUCCACACCGGAGCGAGGCCAACCGUCUCACCGCACAGGACUGCUGGGGACUCCGCUGCCUGGACCCCCAGGACCCCGGAGCAGCACCUCCGCCUCCUGCAAGAGAUACAGAAAGUUACAGAACUGUCUGUACAAUGUGCUGGAAAGACCGCGCGGAUGGGCUUUCAUCUACCACGCGUUCAUUUUCUUGCUGGUGUUCAGCUGCCUGGUGCUGUCUGUCUUUUCCACCAUCCCCGACCAUCAGAAAAUAGCCAACCAGGGUCUCUUCAUCCUCGAGUUUGUUAUGAUUGUAGUGUUCGGCCUGGAAUACUUCAUCAGGAUCUGGGCGGCCGGAUGCUGCUGCAGAUACAGAGGAUGGCAGGGUCGUCUCAGAUUUGCCCGGAAGCCCUUCUGUGUCAUAGAUUUCAUUGUAUUUGUGGCUUCUUUGGCGGUGAUUGCGGCUGGGACACAGGGUAACAUAUUUGCCACCUCAGCACUGCGGAGUAUGCGUUUCCUGCAGAUCUUGCGUAUGGUUCGUAUGGACAGGCGAGGAGGCACCUGGAAACUACUGGGCUCAGUGGUCUAUGCUCACAGCAAGGAGUUAAUAACGGCCUGGUACAUAGGAUUCCUGGUCCUGAUCUUUGCCUCGUUCCUGGUCUACUUGGCAGAGAAAGACAAUAACUCAGACUUCAACACCUAUGCAGACUCCCUCUGGUGGGGGACUAUUACACUGACCACUAUUGGCUACGGUGACAAGACCCCUCGGACGUGGCAGGGACGCCUCCUGGCAGCAGGCUUUGCUCUUCUCGGGGUCUCCUUCUUCGCCCUGCCUGCUGGGAUUCUAGGGUCAGGUUUUGCUCUGAAAGUCCAAGAGCAGCAUCGUCAGAAGCACUUUGAGAAGCGGAGGAUGCCCGCUGCAAACCUUAUACAGGCUGCGUGGCGACUCUACUCCACAGAUGCUAAGCAUUCAUAUCUAACAGCUACGUGGUACUUCUAUGACAGCAUGUUACCAUCGUUCAGAGAACUGACGCUCCUGUUCAGUCAUCUUCAACGACAGCGUAACAACAAGAAGGUGCUUCACAACUCCUACCACACACUGCUAUCUGGGCUGCGGCCCUACAGCUCCCCCUACAUGUCGGGGGACAGUGGGAAAAUGGGUUUCCGUGAUCGUAUCAGGAUGAGCAAUUCCCGAUCAUCUCAGGCUCUUCGCAAUAAAGCAUCUCCACUGCCACCCAGCUCUGGGGUGCGCCACUCACCCAGCCAAGAGAACGUCCCAGAGGCCACCAGUCCCGGGAAGGUCCAGAAAAGCUGGAGCUUCAAUGAUCGCACUCGAUUUCGCACUUCACUUCGACUCAAGCCACGCCCUCCUGCAGAUGUGGAGGGGGUCGGUGAGGACAAUGUAGAAGACAAGUCAUACUGUGACGUGGCCAUGGAAGACGUCAUCCCAGCAGUGAAGACUCUCAUACGAGCGGUCAGGAUUUUGAAGUUUCUGGUUGCCAAGAGGAAGUUUAAGGAGACGCUACGUCCAUAUGAUGUAAAGGAUGUCAUUGAGCAGUAUUCAGCUGGUCACUUGGAUAUGCUUGGACGUAUCAAGAGCCUGCAGACACGAGUGGAUCAGAUAAUAGGACGUGGGGCUGUGUCUACAGACAAGAAGGCUCGUUCUGAAAAGGGAGAGAAGACACCUCCAGAAUUGGAUCCCCUGGACGAGCUAAGCAUGAUGGGACGUGUCGUGAAAGUAGAAAAACAGGUGCAGUCUAUAGAGAAUAAACUGGACGCUCUGCUGAAUUUCUAUUCCCAGUGCCUGAAGAAAAGCACCUCUCAUUUCACUUUGUCCUCAUUGCUUGACCCGGACCUCACCUCGGACUACCACAGCCCCACAGACCAAAAAGACCUUUUCCCCUCCGCAAACACCCUCAACUUAUCCCAAUCGGAGAGUGGAAACCUGGAAUGA